AUGAGGAUCGAAUGUCGGGAGAUCAUACAGCUGGUUGAUUCGCAGACGGUGUUGGGAAUGCUCAACAAAACGUCGCAAAGAUUUUCGCCGUACAUGGGUAGGAGGGUCGGCGAGAUUCAGGCGGCGUCCAAGGUCGGUGAAAAUGGACAGUUGAUUGAGUGGGCAUGGAUAGAGGGAAAAUUGAACAUCGCUGAUUGGAUCACCCGGGGGAAGGAGCCGGAUCAGCUGGCGGGAAGCGGGGAGUGGGUAAAUGGGCCGGAAUUUCUGUCUCAACCGGUGAACACGUGGCCUAUCAGUCGCUGCUCGCCACGUGACUUACCCAAGGAGGCGGAGGAGAGGGUCUCAGUCAUGAUGACGUCGGUUGCGGGAAAAACUGGCGCACCACGGCAAAACGCCAACGGUGUACCGACUCGUGAUGAGCUGGAAAAGGCGCGAGUCUACUGGAUCAGGCAGUGCCAGCUGGACAUCAAAGAUGAACUAGAGGCGUCUGUGCAGCCUGGGUCCGGCGGGCGCUACCGUCGUCUUGGCCCGGUGUUGGACCAGUGGGGUAUGUGGGUGGUGGGUGAGCGAGUGAAGCAUCACGUUGAGUUCACAUCGUCCAAAGAACUGCCGCCCAUACUGCCAAGUCGACACAGAUUCUCGGUGCUGGCAAUGGAGGAGGCACAUGGCGCCGGACACGGCGGCGUCACCACCACACUGGCGAAGUUCCGGCGACGCUAUUGGAUAACGCAGGGAGGAAAAUUGGCGAAGAAUGUGCGCGGACGGUGCGUCGUCUGUAGGAAGACAGACAAGCGGCACGUGCAGCAGGUGAUGGGCCCACUACCCGAGGGGUUACUAAAGCCGGCGCCAGUGUGGGCUCACAUGGGUCUGGACUUAUUCGGACCGUUCCGCAUUCGGGGGACAGUGAAUAAGCGCACGACUGGUAAGGCCUAUGGGGUUUUGUUUGUGUGCUUGCUCUCUAAGGCCGUGCAUUUGGAGCUGAUUGACGGAUACUCAACGUCAAGUUUUUUGAUGGGCCUGAGGAGGUUUGCUGCAGUGAGAGGGUGGCCGCAGGUGAUAUACAGUGACGGUGGCACACAACUGACUAGUGCGGCUGCAGAAAUCGAGCAAGUGUGGGAGAAGCUUGACGCGGUCGAGUUGGAGGAGAUUGGGGGCAAAAAUGGAUUCUCGUGGAGGUUUGGUCCUGGUGAUUCACCGUGGAGGCAAGGGACCGCCGAGCGUUUGAUUGGGUGGGUGAAGCGCACAAUCACGCUGGCGGUGGGAGAUACCCGUCUCAACUUCUCCGAGCUACUGACUGUAUUUUAUGAGGCAAUGCAGUUGGUGAAUCAGCGGCCGGUGGGAGUGAAGCCGCGAGAUGACGGGGAACAUGAGUUUCUCUGUCCGAACGAUCUGUUGCUCGGGAGAGCAUCAGCGCAGACCCCGCCCGGACCGUACAGCGUGCAGGGUGCAGCACAGGAUAGGCUACGCUUAGUACAGCGUACGGUGGACUCGUUCUGGUCUCGCUGGGCGAAGGAGGUGGCGCCGAACCUGCUAGUCAGGAGGAAGUGGCACCACGCGCAGCGAGACGUCAAGGUCGGCGACCUCGUGCUAGUGGCCGACGCGAAUGCGGUGCGUGGGAGUUAUCACAUGGCCGUGGUGAGUGGCGUCACCAAGGGCUCGGACGGUCGGGUUCGUACUUGUGCGGUGGCCUACAAGAACUUUCCGGCAUCGGAGAAGCUGGAUGCGUAUGGUGGUGCGAAGUACACGGCCGUCAGGCGAGCGGUGCAGCGGCUCGUGGUUGUGUUGCCCGUAGACGAACAAGGUGGCACGGAUUGGGCCGGGGAAAGUUUGCGGUUGUCACGGAUAGGGGUCACCGCAACUGAAGCCUGGGUGGCUGACCUGCGGACCAACAUCCGCGGCGUAAGGAAGAAGCUUGCGGAGGUCAAGCGGGCGGCAGAGGAACGGCGAGGACAAGUGGAGGAAGCUCAGCGGGGGAUUGAGGUUGGGGCAUUGGUGAUAUCGGUGAAGGGGAAACUGCAGAGGGAACUGCAGGCCUUCAGAGCCAAUGCGGGCAACCUCGACAAUCAGCUGAACACGGAGACCUCUGUGACUUAG
Molecule: messenger RNA, 2094 nt
Organism: Priapulus caudatus
Lineage: Eukaryota; Metazoa; Priapulida; Priapulimorpha; Priapulimorphida; Priapulidae
Exons: 2
Coding region: 1-2094 (697 amino acids)
Biological process (GO): DNA integration
Molecular function (GO): nucleic acid binding
Source: RefSeq, a predicted model, not a curated record